UUCGGACGCGGGGCGAGGGGGGGGGGUGCGGCUCCAGGAAACGGCGCGCUCGCUACUCUUGAGCUGAGACCAGCUCGACGCGCCGCGACGGCCCCGCAGACUCAGCCAGCCCACCAGGCGGACCCCGGGCAAACUCAGCCUAGGUCUAAACCUCAGACAUAUCUACACGGACGGGGCGGACAGAUCCGGUGACAAAGAAAAGAGCUCCAGAGACCAUGGGGACCCUGGCUGAGCCAGCAGUGGUGGGCAAGAGGGAGUCCCAAGCCUGAGAAGAGAUCCGGCAGAGUUCCUCAGGCCAUGACUUCAGUGUGGAAGCGCCUGCAGCGGGUUGGCAAGCGGGCCGCCAAGUUCCAGUUUGUGGCGUGUUACCAUGAACUGGUGUUGGAGUGCACCAAGAAGUGGCAGCCUGACAAGCUGGUGGUGGUAUGGACUCGGCGGAACCGAAGGAUCUGCUCCAAGGCCCACAGCUGGCAGCCUGGCAUCCAGAACCCAUACCGUGGCACCGUGGUAUGGAUGGUUCCUGAGAACGUGGACAUCUCGGUGACCUUGUACAGGGACCCUCAUGUGGACCAGUAUGAAACCAAAGAGUGGACUUUUAUUAUUGAAAAUGAGUCCAAGGGACAGCGGAAGGUACUGGCCACAGUUGAUGUGAACCUAGCCCACCAUGCAGGGCCUGUGCCUGCUCAGGUUCCACUUCGACUGCGGCUGAAGCCCAAAUCUGUGAAGGUGGUGCAUGCCGAACUGAGCCUCACCCUUUCUGGGGUGCUGCUGCGAGAAGGCCGUGCCACGGAUGAUGACAUGCAGAGUCUGGCCAGCCUCAUGAGUGUGAAGCCUAGUGACGUGGGAAACCUGGAUGACUUUGCUGAGAGUGAUGAGGAGGAAGCUAAUGGCCCUGGGGCUCCUGAGGUCCGGACUCGAGGCCCCCAGUCAGAUCUGUCUCGAGAGCUGAAGACACUCUGUGAAGAAGAAGAUGAAGGCCACAUACGGCCCCAGCAGGCAGCUGCCAGACCCUCUAGUGCUGAAGACACCAGCCCUGCCCCAGUGAGUGCCCCUGCACCCCCGGUCAGGGCCUUCCGGGGCCAGGGGUCAGAACCAGCUGCUAUAACCGGGGGCCAGGUGGGGCCUGAAACCCCAGAGCCCCCGCCAUCCCCACCAGAGACAAGGUCCACUGGGCAGCCAGGCCAGACCAUGGUCCCCACCCCAGCCCCUCGGCUCCGGAAAGGCUCUGAUGCACCCUCGUCCCCAGUCCCCUGCAGUGGGGAUGAGGUCCCCAAUACCUCAGAGGAUCCUCCAACAGGAAUGGGCUCUUCUGGGGAGACCCAGGCUCAGAUAAGCUCUCAGGAAGGGACAGAGGCCCAUGAAGCCAGGCCAGAACCAGACAUUGAGGUCAGAGGCUCCAAAGAUUCUCUGGGAGGAGAAAGAUCCAAAGUUGAAGAGGAGGACACUGGGGACAGGCCGGGGGCUAGUGGGGCAGGGAAUAGAGAGAAGAACACUAAGAAGUCGGACACCACAGCCGGCGAGGCUGGAGAGAGCUCAGAACUUCAUCAAGUAGAUGCUGAGCACAAGUCAAAGGUUCAACACAGAGCCACAGAGGGACCAGAGGCUGCAGGGCCGACGCCCAAGGCAAGGCUUGGGGACACUCCUGAGGCCCCUCCUAGGAGUGCUCAGAGGAGGAUGGGGGUUAGGACCCAGGAAGAGGCUCCCAGUGACCUGAACCCACCUCCAGCUGAGCCUGAAGAACAUCUAGGGGACCUCAGGGAUGCCAGGCCUGCAGGCCAGGAGAAAGGAAGUGCAGAGGUGAGGGGUAAAGUCCCUGCUAUUGGGAGGGCAGGCCCGGAGCAGGGCUCCUCUGCUAGAGCAGCAAGUGCUGGGCCCCAGGUGAGCUGCGUUCAGACAGUCCCAUCAGAUGGCCAGGGGGUGAAAUCUAGAGAUCAGAGGGCUCAGGAGGCAGAAGUUGGGGAGUCAAGGGUUCUAGAAACAGAGGCUGAGUGGGUGCCAUGGGAGGUUAUAGGGACAUCAAAGACAGAUGCUGGGAUACCAGAAUCCCUGGAUACAGAGGCUGGCACAGCAGAGUCUGAAAUAUUGGAGGCCCAGGAGUCAGAAGCAGCAAGGUCAGAGGGCCUGGAACCCGAGGCUGCUGGGACAGCAGAGUCUGAGGUGCUGAGGACCCAGAAUAACGAGAUCGUGGUUCUGGGGAUGCCGAGGACAGGGCCUGAGAUAAGGGAGCCUGAGGAAUUUGGGGAAACAGAAGUUGGGGGUUUUACAGUUCCAGAUACCAAGACAGUGAUAGCAGAAACUGAGAUAUUAGAAACCCAGGGGGUAGUGGAUGGUGAGGCUGCGGUGCUGAAGACACAGGCUGAGAUAUUGGAAACCCAGAAGACAGAGGCUGGGGAGGCAGAAGCGGGAACACUGGAGUCCCAGAAGGUAGCAGCCGAAGGUUUGGGGGCUCCAGAAGUGGGGGCAGAGAUGGCAGAGGCUGAGAAAUUGGGGGUGCAGGAGACAGAGGUGGAGAUUUGGAGGAUUCCAAGAAUAGAAACCGAAACAGCAGGAACUGAGACAUUGGGGAUCCACAAAAUAGGGCCCCCACAGAUGCAACCUAGACUAGUAGGGGACCAGGAGACCGAUGUUUCAGUGAUGGAGACAGCAGAAGAUGCUAUACUGGGGACCCGGGAGAUAUCAGCAGGUUGUGGAGUACUUUUGAUAGAAGCAAAGAUACCAGAAUCCAAGAUUGACAGAUCCCUGGAGACAGAGGAAGGAGAUUUAGGGGUUCUAGAGGUAGAUACUGGGAUAGCAGAGGCUAAGAUCUUAGGGAUACCAGAGAGAGCACCAGGGGUUCAGAAGGCUCUGGGAGCUGGAACUGAGGUAGCCAGGGUCUUGGAAGCAGAGGCUAGCUCUUCAGAAGUCCCAGAGACAGACGCUGAAGAAGCUGAGACACUGCAGGCCAAGGAGCGAUCUGAGAGUUCUGUGGCGCUGAGAGUAGUGGCCAACCUACCAGAAUCUGAGCUCUUAGGGACCCAGAAGAAGGUGGGAGGCACUGGGAUAUCACAGAGAGAGGUUAGAGAGGCAGAGACCGAAAUCCCAAAGACCCAGGAAAUAUCAUCUGAGGGUUCAGGAGUUCCAGACUUGGAGGCUAAGAUGGAAGAGUCUGGGAGGAAAAUGGAGAUUUGGGAGACCCCAGAGGUAGAGAAAGUGAAUUCUGAGUUAUUUGGAACCCAGAAAGGCUCAGAGAUCCCAGAACUAGAAACUAAGACCAUAAAGUCUGAGAUUCUGGACACCCAGGAGACAGAAGUAGGGGGCUUGGGGCUUCGUCGAGGAGAGGCUGAGAAAGCAGAAGCUGAGAUGUUAGAAACCCAAAAGACGGAAGCAAAGACAGCUCGGGAUGAAGAAAUAGAACUAGUGGAUCCUGGGGUCUCCAGUCCAGAGGCUGAGGCACUGAGGGUCCAGUGGGCAGGGACUGUAGUUUUGGAGUCUGGGGAAGUAAAGGCUGACAUUUUGGGGGUCCAGAAGCCUGGAUCUUGGGGAGCUCUUAAAUAUGAGGCCUUAGAUGUCCCCGUAACUAAGCAAAGGCUUUCUGGGGCCAAGGAAGUGGUGCCAGAGGUACCCAGAGCACAAGAGCCAGAAACUAAAGUUUUGGGGAUAGUAGAGGCCAAAUCUUGGACUUUGGGGCAGCAGGAAGCAGAGAUGGAGGGGUUUGAGUCUCCAGAGAAUAAAUCUAAUAUUUUUGAGGCCCAGGAAGCAGAUUCUGGGGUCUUGGGAACCAUGAAGGGGAAAGAAGCUGUUGAAAGCCUCGAGGAGGCUGGCCUGAGUAAGGCACAAGUGGCCAGUGAGGCAGGGGCUGGGGUGCCCAGGCCCUCAGGGGCCUCUUCCCUAGAGGAACCUGAAGAGGACAGGAGGCUGCCGGGCAGCCAGGCACCACCUACCCUGGUCAGCUCCAGCCAGUCCCUGUUGGAGUGGUGCCAAGAGGUCACCAACGGCUACCGUGGUGUCUGCAUCACCAACUUCACCACGUCCUGGCGCAAUGGCCUGGCCUUCUGUGCUAUUUUACAUCGAUUCUACCCAGACAAGAUCGAUUAUUUCUCCCUUGAUCCCCUCAACAUCAAACAGAACAACAAGCAGGCUUUUGAUGGCUUCGCUGCCCUGGGUGUGUCUCGGCUGCUCGAGCCGGCGGACAUGGUACUUCUGUCCGUACCUGACAAGCUCAUCGUCAUGACGUACCUGUGCCAGAUCCGUGCCUUCUGCACUGGGCAGGAGCUGCAGCUGGUGCAACUGGAGGGCGGCGGUGGCUCUGGCACUUAUCGUGUGGGCAACGCCCAGCCGAGCCUGCCCGACUGUCUGGACGCAGGAGACCUGGCGCAGCGAUUACGCGAGCAUGGGGCUGAAGUGCCCACAGAACCUAAGGAGGCUGUGAACCGCGGGACUGGGGCAAUACCAAAGGUGGCCUCCAGGGACACGGACCUGAGCUGCUCCUCUAAGGAUGGGGAGGCAGAGGUUGCCCAGGAAGCAAUCCCUCAAGAGGCGCCCACCGACGGCCCUAGAGCCAGGUCGUCCACAACCCCGGUGGUCCCUGCAGAGGGGCUGGUGAACGGAGUGGGGGCGUCAGGUGGUGUGAGUGGUGUGAGACUGAGACGGUCCUCUGUCAAUGGGGAGGCUGGGCCAGUACCUCCACCCCGAGCACAUGGCUCUUUCUCCCACGUGCGGGACGCCGAUUUGCUAAAGAAGAGGCGAUCGAGGUUAAGGAAUAGCAACUCUUUCUCUGUGGAUGACCAGGACUCUGGAGCUGCAGUUGGAGCAGGGCCUGCAGGGCCUGGAGCUGUGGAAGGUCCAAACCCUGCCUCCAGCCCUGACGCUAACCCACUCCCAGCCCCAGCCCCACAGCAGCCGCCCGGUGGGCCCCCUCCUACUGAGGAGUCAUCACCCAGCCUGGGGGAAGAGACAGGCCUGCAACGGUUCCAGGACACAAGUCAGUACGUGUGCGCAGAGCUGCAAGCCCUGGAGCAGGAACAGGGACAGAUAGAUGGGAGGGCCGCUGAGGUGGAGAAGCAGCUGAGGAGCCUCAUGGAAUCAGGUGCCAACAGGCUGCAGGAGGAGGUGCUGAUUCAGGAAUGGUUCACCCUGGUCAACAAGAAGAAUGCGCUCAUCCGGAGGCAGGACCAGCUGCAGCUGCUCAUCGAGGAGCAGGACUUGGAGCGGAGGUUUGAACUGCUGAGCCGAGAGUUGCGGGCCAUGCUGGCCAUUGAAGAGUGGCAGAAAACAGUUGCGCAGCAGCACCGCGAGCAACUCCUGUUGGAGGAGCUGGUGUCUCUGGUGAACCAGAGGGAUGAACUGGUCCGGGACCUGGACCAGAAGGAACGGAUCGCUCUGGAGGAAGAUGAGCGCCUAGAACGAGGCCUGGAGCAGAGACGUCGCAAGGUGAGCCGGCAGCUGAGCAGGCGGGAACGCUGUACCCUGAGCUGAGUCUCCUGUCUGGUUUGUCCCUUUCUCUGGUCGUGGACCGUCUUCGCCACUCCCCCAGCCUGCACAGCAGAGGCCAGGUCCCCAUGCUCCUUCAGCGAGCAGAAGCAAGACUGACCAGACUCUCGGGCUGGAGCAGUGAGCCUGCUAGUGUUUAUUUAUCCGAGUGUAUGUGAAUGUUUUGGCGGUGGCCAGGAUCCCAGGCAAGGGAUGGUGUGGGGACUGACACCCACAUCCUCCUUCUCUUCUGGAGGGAGCAAUAAAGUUGGAGUAGAACAAACCAGCGCCUGCCCUUUCUCAACAGGGCCUCAAUGGAAGGAAGAGGGUGGGACUUAGCUAAUAACGCUGAUGCUGUGUAUAGGAUUCUAACCCGGAGCCAGUUGAGUUUAGCGGUUCACAGAUGUGACCUUCCAAGGAUGGAGGCCAGAGGGAAAGCCCAUUUUGAAAGAAAAUCUGAAAACACAAGUGUGGUGGUGUACACCUAUAAAACCUUUCAAUCCAGUAUUUGGGGUGAUGCUGGAGGACGAAGGAUCAAGAGUUCCAGGCCAGUCUCAGCUAUGUUGGUGGUGCGAGAGAGGCAGAUCUCUGUGAGUUCAAGGCUGGUCUCAUUUACAUUGCUCUCAUGUUUGUUUGCUUUUGUUUUUGAGACAGGGUUUCUCUGUACGGCCUUAUCUAUCCUGCAACUCACUCUGUAGACCAGGCUGUCCUCAAACUCAGUGAUGUUGUUCUAAAGAAAAAAACUAUUGAAAUGGGUCAUUAAGAUAGCUCAGUAGGGGUGGAGAGAUGGCUCAGCAGUUAAGAGCACUGACUGCUCUUCCAGAGGUCCUGAGUUCAAUUCUCAGCAGUCACAUGGUGGCUCACAACCAUCUGUAAUGGGAUCCGAUGCCCUAUUCUGGUGUGUCUGAAGACAGCUACAGUGUACUUACAUACAUAAAAUAAAUAAAUAAAUCUUUAAAAAAA
Mus musculus (house mouse) is the source of this 6411-nucleotide messenger RNA. It is a transcript of the gene Ehbp1l1, whose product is annotated as EH domain binding protein 1-like 1. NCBI's taxonomy places the organism in Eukaryota, Metazoa, Chordata, Mammalia, Rodentia, Muridae. Gene Ontology annotation, cellular component: cytoplasm; recycling endosome; endosome. The record is from RefSeq and is marked validated. The coding region runs from base 298 to 5454 and encodes 1718 amino acids. The transcript is spliced from 19 exons.